Angiostrongylus costaricensis is the source of this 1233-nucleotide messenger RNA. The record is from the annotation of a GenBank genome assembly. Lineage: Eukaryota; Metazoa; Nematoda; Chromadorea; Rhabditida; Metastrongylidae.
AUGAGGAGCUUGGCCGUCGUGGUAGGCCUUCUUGGUGUUGUUGCAGCGGAAAUAUUCUUUAAGGAGGAAUUCGGAGAUGAUUCUUGGGAAAAGCGAUGGGUACAAUCCACUCAUAAGAAUGACUUUGGUGAAUUUAAAUUAUCCGCUGGCAAAUAUUAUGGUGAUGCUAAACGGGACCAGGGUUUGCAAACCAGUCAAGAUGCCAAAUUCUAUUCACGUGCGGCUAAAUUUCCAAAACCCUUUUCUAACAAAGGAAAAACCAUUGUUAUUCAAUACACUGUUAAACACGAGCAGUCAAUCGACUGUGGAGGCGGUUAUGUCAAGGUCAUGGCAUCCGAUGUUGAUCUGUCAGGUUUCCAUGGUGAGACACCAUACAAUGUGAUGUUCGGUCCUGACAUUUGUGGAUCGACGAGAAAAGUUCACGUCAUCUUCUCCUACAAAGGGAAGAACCAUCUUAUCAAGAAGGAUAUUCGGUGUAAGUGUCGAUCAGGUUUCUAUUUUCUUCAGGACGAUGAGAUGACGCACUUGUACACUCUCAUUCUAAAUCCUGACAACACGUACGAGGUACAAAUCGACGGAGAGAAGGUCGAAAGUGGCGAUUUAGAAGCAGACUGGGACAUGCUUCCACCAAAAAAGAUUAAAGAUCCUGAAGCGAAGAAACCAGAAGACUGGGACGAAAGAGAGUACAUUGAUGAUGCCGAUGACAAGAAGCCAGACGACUGGGAUAAGCCAGAACAUAUCCCAGACCCUGACGCAAAGAAGCCCGACGAUUGGGAUGAUGAGAUGGACGGCGAAUGGGAGCCCCCUAUGAUCGACAAUCCCGAUUAUAAGGGAGAGUGGAAACCUAAGCAAAUCAAGAAUCCUGCGUAUAAAGGAAAGUGGAUUCAUCCUGAAAUCGAUAACCCGGAGUACACUCCUGAUGACGAGCUCUACCUAUACAAGGAUUGGGGAGCAAUCGGUUUCGAUCUCUGGCAAGUAAAAUCAGGAACCAUCUUCGACAACAUUAUUGUGACUGAUUCUAUCGAGGAAGCUAAAGCCCACGCAGCUGAAACCUUCGAGAAGUUGAAGCCCGCCGAGAAAGAGAAGAAGGAAAAGUUUGAAGAAGAGGAAAGGAAGAAGUUGGAAGAAGAGACUAAAAAGCGGGAGGAAGAGGAAAAGCAGAAGAAAGAGGAGGAGAAAGAAGAGGAGGCGGAUAAGGAAGAUAAGGAGGAAGAGGCUCAUGAUGAACUAUAA